AUGACAACAAUAGAAGAAAUCUUAGCUAGAUUUAUUUUUCUCUUUCUUAAACAUUUAAGUAUUGAAUUAAAUAAUUUAAUUAUUAUUAAAAAUAAUCAUCAAUUGCCAAAAAAAUCAAUUCUACGGAAAUCAUACGAUAAAAAUCUUUCAUUAAAUCAAAAUAAUUCUAUACUUUUAUCACAACCAACAGAAUCUUUAACUCGUCGUAAAGUUCUUUUUACACAUGUUGAUUCAUUUGAAUUUGAUCCUCAAAUUCCAUGUAGAUUUAUUAGUUUACCACGACGUGAACAAUUUUAUUUAUCAACUAAUGAUGAGCAAAUGCAAUGUUUAUGUCAUCAUCAUCUAAAGACAAAUUUUAAAAACAAAUCCAAGAUUGAACAUAAACGUUAA
Rotaria sordida is the source of this 390-nucleotide messenger RNA. NCBI's taxonomy places the organism in Eukaryota, Metazoa, Rotifera, Eurotatoria, Philodinida, Philodinidae. The record is from the annotation of a GenBank genome assembly.